UAAUUAUGUAAAAUGUCGUCUGACUUUUUCUUUUUUCCUUCAAUUUAUUUGAAAGUCAGCAUUUAGCUUCCCUAAACCCCAAACACCAGCCCCAACUCGCCGGCCUCGCCGUAAUUCUCCGCCGGCGCCGGUAAACCAUUUUUGUCCUCUGAGUAUCAAUGGAAAAACCGGAUGACGAUAAGAGCAAAGCUGUACAGGAAGAAGAACAAGUAGUGAACCCAUGGGAAGUAUCAGCAAAAGACGGCGGCAAAAUUGACUACGACAAAUUGAUCGACAAAUUCGGUUGCCAGAGACUAGACAAGUCGUUAAUCGAUAGAGUUGAACGACUUACGACUAAGGAACCUCAUGUAUUCCUUCGUCGUGGAGUUUUCUUUGCUCAUCGUGAUCUCAAUGACAUAUUGGAUGCGUAUGAAAGAGGGGAGAAAUUCUAUUUGUAUACUGGAAGAGGACCUUCUUCUGAAGCUUUGCAUUUGGGUCAUCUUAUCCCUUUCAUGUUUACAAAGUACUUGCAGGAUGCGUUUAAGGUGCCACUUGUAAUACAGUUGACUGAUGAUGAGAAAUGUAUGUGGAAGAAUUUGUCAGUGGAAGAAAGCCAAAGACUUGCUCGUGAAAAUGCUAAAGACAUUAUCGCUUGCGGAUUUGAUAUUUCGAAGACUUUUAUUUUCUCUGAUUUUGAUUAUGUUGGUGGCGCCUUUUACAAGAACAUGGUGAAGGUUGCAAAAUCCGUCACAUACAAUAAGGUUGUUGGCAUUUUUGGUUUCACAGGGGAAGAUCACAUUGGGAAAGUUAGUUUUCCGCCAGUUCAGGCUGUGCCAUCUUUCCCCAGUUCAUUUCCUCAUCUAUUUGGCAAUGAUAACAUCCGCUGUUUGAUUCCGUGUGCCAUUGACCAGGAUCCAUAUUUCCGAAUGACUCGAGAUGUUGCUCCUCGGAUAGGCUAUCACAAGCCUGCUUUGAUUGAAUCAUCAUUCUUUCCUGCCCUUCAGGGGGAGAAUGGAAAAAUGUCUGCUAGUGAUCCAAAUUCUGCCAUUUAUGUGACCGAUUCAGCAAAAGAGAUAAAAAAUAAGAUAAACCGAUAUGCAUUCUCUGGGGGACAAGACUCAAUUGAGUUGCACAGGAAGAAGGGAGCAAACCUGGAGGUUGAUAUACCAUUUAAAUAUCUUGGCUUUUUCUUAGACGAUGAUAAAGAGCUGAAACGCAUUGGAGAGGAAUAUGGUUCUGGUCAUAUGCUGACAGGUGAAAUUAAAAAGAUUCUUAUUGAAGUAUUAACAGAUCUAGUCGAAAGACAUCGACGGGCUAGGGCAGCAGUGACUGAUGAGAUGGUAGAUGCUUUCAUGGCUGUCAGACCACUUCCUAAUAUGUUCAAUUGAAUGGGCAAAGUAUAAUUAAUUCUUGAUGCUCAUCUUUGUUUUCCAUUUUACUGCGAGUUUUUUCUUCUUCAAUUGUACCAUUUUUCCCUUCCCUGUAAUUUGUUACUUGUUAACUCAAGUUAUGUUUGCAAGAACAACGUAAAGAUGGUGGUUUUGCAGUAGAUUUAACAUGAUUUAUUUUCUAACUUGUA
Molecule: messenger RNA, 1558 nt
Organism: Capsicum annuum
Lineage: Eukaryota; Viridiplantae; Streptophyta; Magnoliopsida; Solanales; Solanaceae
Product: tryptophan--tRNA ligase, cytoplasmic
Exons: 11
Coding region: 159-1367 (402 amino acids)
Biological process (GO): tryptophanyl-tRNA aminoacylation
Cellular component (GO): cytoplasm
Molecular function (GO): tryptophan-tRNA ligase activity; ATP binding
Source: RefSeq, a predicted model, not a curated record